UCCAUCAUGUCAAGAGAGCGACAUGCGCUCUCAAGAACACUUCUUCUUCUACCUCUUCCAUGGCGCAAAGUAUGUAGCACAAAGCUAGUUCUUGAGCACUAGCUCGAUCGAGAGCUAGUGCUGCAGGGUUCUCUUCUUCAACCUAGAAUCUAUGGUGUUUCUGAGCAAUGCACUUGCUCUGAUCGGCCAAGCUUAAUAAUCGCGAUAUUUAUUAAUUUAUUAAUUUAUUAUCGGUGGUCGUCGUCGUCGAUCCAUGGAGUCCAAUGGCGGCGGCGCACCGCGGCGGCUGCUGGCGCGGAGCGCUACCACAACGGCGUCACGCCCCGGCGCCGGCGCGUUCGUGUACGACGGGAUGCGCCCGGCGCCGCUCUUCUCGUCGACCAACUUCGCGCGGUCCCUCCGCAAGGCGGCGUCGUUCGCCGGCGACAGCAAGAAGCACAGCGGCGGCGACGAAGGCGCGAAGGCCCCGCCACGGCGGGCGCUGAGCAGCAAGGAGAACAACGUCUACGGUAACGGCGCCGUGGACGCGGCCGCCGCCUUGCCUUCGCCCGGGCGCCGGUCGUUGCACGAGCCUGGAGCGGCCGCCUCGAGGGGGAGCCCGUGGGAGCCGGCGAGGCGGCCGAGGCGGAGCCCCGCGGGGUCGUCGUCGUCUCCGCCGGAGGAAGUCGGGAGCACGAGGGGAUCGGCGGUGCUGAGGGACAUGAUGACGCGGAAGAAGGAGGAGCCCGAGAAGGAGGAGGCGGCGCACCGCGCCCGCAUGCUCACCGCGCGUCUGCUCCAGUGGCGCUUCGCCAACGCCCGCAUGGAGAAGGCCAUGGCCCGCGCUACCUCCGCCGCCGAGAACAAGCUGUUCUACACGUGGCUGCGCGUGGCGGAGCUGCGGAACAUCCAGGCGGCGAAGCGGAUCGUGGCGCAGCGGCGGCGGCAGAAGCUGAAGCUGGCCAGGCUGCUCCGCCCGCAGCUCCCGCUGCUCGCCUCGUGGGACCCGCUCGCCAAGCCGCACUCCGACGCCGUCGCCGACCUCGCCGGCGUCCUCGCCGCCGCCUGCACCGCCGUCCCCUUAGCCGACGGCGCCCAAGGCGGCGUGGAGAGCUUGCACGACGCCAUGUUCGCGUGCGUCGGCACCGUGAACGAGAUCGAAGCCAACGCCGACACGUUCUUCACCACGGCAGGAGUGACGAGCAGCGCGCUGGAGGAGCUCGCGACGACGAUCAAGCAGGAGGUGGAGGGCCUUCAGGAAGCCAUGAGGCUGGCAAGGAUCGUCACUAGCUUGCAGGUUCAGGAAGUCAGCCUCCGGGCAAACUUAAUUCAGGCAAAGCAGAAGCUUGACAUGGGAUCAAAUGGAGCAUCAGCACCAGGAAUUACAACAUCUGGUUGGUGUUUCUGAUUUCAUCAAAUGACGGAGCAGAGUAAACUCAUCAUUCGGCCACCAUAAAUUAAGAUGCAAGAAUUGCAUCAUCAUUGUCACGGACUGACGGGUGAUCUGAUCAAACCGACCUUACUGAUGUUUUCUUGUGUGUGUCUGAAACAAGUAAAUUAAACAAAUAGAAGAUGACCAAGAAAUUAAAGAUAAGACAUGGUCCCCUUCUCAGCCGGUUGCAGUAAUUUCCGAGGUAAAUGUUCAGUUUGUUGGAAAGGGCACUAAUUCGUUGGUCUAUUCAUGUCCAUGAAUGUUCAUGGAUGUUAUCCCCCUCGAUCAAUAUAUGUAUCUGUGUAGUAGAUCACAGUUUGUGGAUAGAGCUUGAGUUACUCCAUGGGUAUACAAUAAGCAUGUUCAGUAUUCAGAAAUGUAACAUCAGUUCUUCCUUUAAGGGCUUGUCUAUAAAUACACAUGCAACUGUUGUUUGAAUUUCUCAA
Molecule: messenger RNA, 1857 nt
Organism: Oryza brachyantha (malo sina)
Lineage: Eukaryota; Viridiplantae; Streptophyta; Magnoliopsida; Poales; Poaceae
Product: QWRF motif-containing protein 7-like
Exons: 5
Coding region: 254-1387 (377 amino acids)
Biological process (GO): centrosome cycle; spindle assembly
Cellular component (GO): nuclear microtubule; cytoplasm; centrosome
Molecular function (GO): microtubule binding
Source: RefSeq, a predicted model, not a curated record